ACCGGACGCGACGGUGCCUAUUUUUUUUUUAUACCCUCCCUUUUCCGUUCUGUCCAUCAUCAUCAUCCCUCUCUCUUUCUCAGGAGAUGAUGCUCCAUGGUAAAGGCACACCUGCUUUUCAUCUCUCGGCUUAGGCAUAGUGCCAUUUCUCUCGUCUUUCUGCCAGCGUUCGCUGAGGUAUUCCAACAGAGCUGCCUCAAACCGCGAAGAGUUGCGUCGGAAGCAGCGCUGCCUCUUUAGCGGCUGAUCCUCAUCUUUAUUCCUUUUCCUCCUCCCUGUUCUCGGUCAGAGCUGUCGGGGAUGGAAGCGCGCGCUGGUCGCCUCUUCAUGGACUCACUCUCUGCAAUUAUUACCGCUCACGCUGUCGCUCAAAGGUGCUGACUGGAAAAACAUGCCGUUGAAAUGGAAAAGCGGUUCGCCCGUGAGCUGGAAAUUCCCUGUGCCCGUCCUUAAAACGUCCAGGUCCUCUCCACUGUCUCCUGCAUACAUCCACCAGCACUCGUUUGUGGUGUGGACCACCCACUCUCUGCUUGCUGCAUCUCCAACUUAUCACCUGACAGGAUCACUGGUGGAGGAUGAUGACGCUCAGAUGAUUAAGGUGUCACUGGGAUGCAGUGAAAUGGGACUGUCCUCCCAAUUGCAAGCCUCAAAAACGGGAAACACACGCUUCUUUACCAGCAACACACACAGCUCUGUGGUUCUACAGGGUUUUGACCAGUUGAGAAUAGAAGGCCUGCUGUGUGAUGUCACGUUGGUGGCAGGAGAUGGGGAUGAGACGUUUCCUGUUCAUCGAGCCAUGAUGGCCUCCUCCAGCGACUACUUUAAAGCCAUGUUUACAGGUGGAAUGAAAGAGCAGGAUUUGAUGUGUAUAAAGCUACAUGGUGUGAAUCGAAUUGGGCUAAAGAAGAUUAUAGACUUCAUUUACACCGCCAAACUCUCUCUCAACAUGGAAAACCUACAGGACACCCUUGAGGCUGCUAGCUUUCUCCAGAUUCUGCCUGUCCUCGACUUCUGCAAAGUCUUUCUCAUUUCUGGAGUGUCAUUGGAUAACUGUGUGGAGAUGGGGCGAAUCGCCAACACCUACAACCUCACUGAGGUGGACAAAUAUGUCAACAACUUCAUCCUCAAGAAUUUUCCCUCAUUGCUGGGCACCGGCGAGUUUGUCAAACUUCCAUUUGAUCGUCUAGCAUUUGUGCUCACCUCUAACAGUCUAAAACACUGCAGCGAGCUUGACCUGUUUAAAUCUGCUUGCCGCUGGUUACGUUUCGAAGAAGGCCGCAUGGAAUAUGCCGCAAAGUUAAUGCGCAAUAUCCGAUUUCCACUCAUGAGUCCAACAGAACUCAUAAACCACGUACAGACUGUCGACUUCAUGCGUACAGACAAUACCUGUGUUAAUCUUUUAUUAGAAGCCAGCAACUACCAGAUGAUGCCAUACAUGCAGCCAGUGAUGCAAUCAGAACGAACUGCGAUCCGUUCGGACCACACUCAUUUAGUGACUCUAGGGGGUGUUUUACGGCAACAGCUAGUUGUAAGUAAAGAGUUAAGACUUUUUGACGAGAAAGCGCAUGAAUGGAAGGCACUGGCGCCAAUGGACGCACCACGCUACCAACACGGAAUUGCAGUGAUUGGGAACUUUUUGUACGUGGUUGGUGGACAGAGUAACUAUGACACGAAAGGUAAAACAGCUGUGGAUACUGUAUUCAGAUAUGACCCGAGGUACAACAAGUGGAUUCAGGUGGCAUGUUUGAAUGAGAAGAGAACCUUCUUUCAUCUAAGUGCACUCAAAGGACAUCUAUAUGCUGUGGGAGGAAGAAAUGCUGCUGGAGAGCUGGCAACUGUGGAGUGUUAUAACCCCAGGACGAAUGAAUGGAAUUACGUGGCCAAAAUGAACGAGCCCCAUUACGGACAUGCAGGCACAGUUUAUGGAGGAUUCAUGUACAUUUCAGGUGGAAUAACCCACGACACCUUCCAGAAAGAGCUCAUGUGUUUUGACCCAGAUGCAGACAAGUGGACUCAGAAGGCUCCCAUGACGACAGUCCGUGGUUUGCACUGCAUGUGUACUGUCGGCGACCGCCUCUACGUCAUCGGCGGAAACCACUUCCGGGGCACCAGCGACUACGACGAUGUGCUGAGCUGCGAGUACUACAGCCCCGCCCUCGACCUGUGGACACCAAUCGCAGCCAUGUUGCGUGGGCAGAGUGAUGUGGGCGUGGCUGUGUUUGAGAAUAAGAUCUAUGUGGUGGGCGGCUACUCGUGGAACAACCGCUGUAUGGUGGAGAUCGUACAAAAGUACGACCCAGAGAAGGACGAAUGGCAUAAAGUUUUCGACCUGCCCGAGUCCCUCGGUGGCAUCAGGGCCUGCACGCUGACAGUGUUUCCGCCCGAGGACCUCUCGUUUUCUGGCUCACUGAAUCGAGAGUCUCCCCUCUCUGCUCCUUGAGAAUGGAUAGAGGGAGAGGGAGAGAGAGAGAGGAAUAAAGUGAUAGAAUGCUUGAUGAACAGAUGGAUGGAUUGACAGACUAAAGCAGCUCCAUCCCUGUGUGAACAUGCAUCCCUGUCUCUCUGGUUCUCUCUCUCUCUCUCUCUCUCUCUCUGUCUGUCCCCACAGGAAAAAGACAAUGUUUGCACUUCCCUCUGAAAUACGUUUCAAUCCGUAUGUGGUGAAUCUCCUCUCCCUUCCCUUAAAUAAUUCCACUUCUCUUCCUCAUCUCUCUUUUCCCUUCCUCCUGAUUGAUAAUGCUUAAAAAUCUUUCUAUCCCUCUCUCUUUCAUCCCCUUUUCCUUAUAUGUUUUGUGAUGAGAAUGAAAAAUGGAAAUACUCCAAGGGUUGAUCUCAAUCACAUGUUAACACUGCAUUUUUGGGGUUUGUUUGGCAGGAAUAAUCUUGACUUGAAAAACAAAAGACUUUGCAAUUAAGCCUUUCUACCGGAGUCUCUUGAGUUUUGCUAUGAAGACAUUUCCCUGAUGCCCCCAAUUCUGAGGUCAUCUCCCCUUCACAGUUCUCUCCUUCCCAUCACUUUCUCUCCAUUUUGCCUGCUCAUUUUCCCUGUUUCUGUCCACACUCAACUUUUUUUCCUGUUGCCCAAUUUUGUACCCUCAUUCUUUCUCUCUCUCAGGGGGUUAGUUGACCUUUGACCACAGGAUGAGGACAGUUUUAAACUCAGGGGUUGGCCUGCCUCCAUCCCGCCCUCUCUAACUGAUAUUUAAUUUAGCUACUUCUGCUGUUGUUAUGAACCAUUAACAGAAUUGUGUUUUCUAAAUUUAAUAAACAGAAUUUUGAAGAAAAAAUUGUUGUUUAGAUUACUUUUACUGUACAUUUUUCAUAAAUCUACUGUAAAAUGUCAGUCCCACAGCCUCUAAAAUGUUUUUGUGAGAAAUUACAGAAAGCAAUUUUGGAUGUUUUGGCUUUUGUAAACAACUUUGGCUCCUACAAAGUAUUUACCAGGAGAUUAAAGGUGCUGCAAGCGAUUUUAGCGUUCAGAAGGUUUCAAGUAACUGAGCUAUUAACCUAGCCAUGCCUCUCUCCCUCAGUCAAAAACUCCAAAGAUAAUUUUGAGACCAAAACAGAGUAAAAGAGCAGCAUUGUUUGUUCCUGUGGCUGUCAAAUUCAACAGUGGCACAAUAUUACCCUCAUCUGACAAACAAUAUUAAUCAUAGCCUCAAUGAUUAAUGAUAUGAUAGCAAAAUUAAUGACAGAUGGGAAGUGUCGUGGACACAUUUUUAUUUGCUGUUUACAAAGUCUACAGCUGUCACAGAGACCGGUAAGAUAUCUCAGGACACUUAUUACAUUCAUAUCUUUAAGGGAGUAGAAACAUUUUUGCAUACUUUUCCAUGAAAUAAUCGCUUUCAGCACCUUUAAUGUCUCUAAAAGGGCUUUUUUCUUCACAAAGUAUAUUUUUAGUGGGCUAACACCUUGUAACAGAGGUAUAUGUAUAAAGAAUAGGCCCUAAUGAGGUACAAGAGGUUGUGCUGUAUCUUGAAAACGCAGUGGAGUGCCUAUAAACCCUUUAGCAGUGACUAUAUUCACAAUAAAGUAUUGCCUUGAGAGCCUUAUUGCUUUUAUAAAAUGAUUACUACAUAAAUACAUGAUUACUAAACUUUUUUUUACUGAGCUAAGUCAUUCUUGCACCAGAAGAUAUACUCCUUGUCUUGUAAACCUUAGAAAUUAACAUUAACAUUUAUGCAUUUGGCAGACGCUUUUAUCCAAAGCGACUUAGUGCACUUAUUACAGGGACAAUCCCCCGGAGCAACCUGGAGUUAAUGGUGGUGGCUGGCUCCCCUGCUGACUCUGCCUUACUCUUAAGCUGGUAGAAGAGUGAGUUAACAAAAGCUGUUGAUUUUGACUGGUUUAGUGUAUCAUAUAGAACUCUGAUAUUUGGAUAUAUCUUCUGAUGGAGAGAGGGGUUGAGUGGAAGGCUGGAUCUAACCGC
This is a messenger RNA of Xyrauchen texanus (razorback sucker), 4429 nucleotides long. It is a transcript of the gene klhl13, whose product is annotated as kelch-like family member 13. Gene Ontology annotation, molecular function: ubiquitin-protein transferase activity; cullin family protein binding. Lineage: Eukaryota; Metazoa; Chordata; Actinopteri; Cypriniformes; Catostomidae. The record is from RefSeq and is a predicted model, not a curated record. The coding region runs from base 392 to 2440 and encodes 682 amino acids. Gene Ontology annotation, biological process: protein ubiquitination; regulation of cytokinesis. The transcript is spliced from 8 exons. Gene Ontology annotation, cellular component: Cul3-RING ubiquitin ligase complex.